AUGAAGAUCAAAUCAGUUCUUCAUCACAACCACCCCAAAAUCGCAUCAACCACCCCAACACCAGCCCUCCUCCCCAUUACUUGUCAUCACAUCACCAAAACCCAAACCCUGAAAACCCUUAACCACAACCACAAAGCAAGCCAGAGGCUGAGGAUCUGUACAAACCCAACAACAACCAGAAAGAGAUUCUCAACCAUACCAGCAGCAACACUUCAGCCUUCACUGCCUCUGGAUCUAACAGAAGACAAUAUCAGACAGGUCUUGGCAGAUGCAAGAAUUGAAUUUGGACAGCUCUUUGACACUUCUGUUGGCAUGACAGGGCAAGUUGAACUUGCCGAACUGGACGGGCCCUAUGUGAAGAUCAGUCUCAAAGGCCGGUUUUGGCACGAACGCAGUGUGGUUCUGGCUAGACUGGCCAAUUAUCUCAAGCAGAGAAUCCCUGAAAUUUUGGAGGUAGACAUAGAAGAUGAGAAACAAUUGGAUGACAGCCCUGAAAACUUUUAG
Prunus armeniaca (apricot) is the source of this 504-nucleotide messenger RNA. Lineage: Eukaryota; Viridiplantae; Streptophyta; Magnoliopsida; Rosales; Rosaceae. The record is from the annotation of a GenBank genome assembly.